This is a messenger RNA of Fusarium musae, 1503 nucleotides long. RefSeq lists its product as uncharacterized. Lineage: Eukaryota; Fungi; Ascomycota; Sordariomycetes; Hypocreales; Nectriaceae. Bases 1 to 1503 code for a protein of 500 amino acids. The transcript is spliced from 2 exons. The record is from RefSeq and is a predicted model, not a curated record.
AUGUCCGAUUCAUGGGUCGAACCAGCGAGCUCUCUACAGCCAUCCAUCGUGAAGUGCUCAGCCCUUGACAACCUCACUGCCUCAGUGUAUCCUUCACCUACACACUUCUUUCCUCUACGACCGGGAACAGACCCUCGGCAGCUCUACGACGACUGCAAACAAGGCCUCUCUCGAUGUAUCUACGAGCAUCCGCACCUCGCAGGCAUUAUCAGAAAGGACGAAACUGGACGUUACGCCAUUGAGAUUCGAGAUGCACCGCAUGCUGGCACAAACUUCUGGUAUCGAGAUCAUCGCCGGGAUUCAGAUGUACCUUCUUACAACGAGCUCAAGAUUAAUGGGUGGCCCUUUGGCGAUGGCGAAGAAGAUGGUCUUGGCAAGCUCCGACCAGAGGACUUUCCCUGCGUCCACGAUGGCGACCCUGUAAUCGCACCUCAGUUCAAUGUCUUGAAGGGCGGUAUUGUCUUGACCAUGUCGAUUACGCACGUGAUAGGUGACCUGGUCCAGUUUAUGGACUUUCUCAGGUCUUGGUCACAGAAUACGAGUGCGAUAGCAACUGCCAGACUCAAUGGUCAACCUGUACCUCCACUCCCGCAGCAAAUAUCGGCGGCUCUGAUAGAUCGCUCCCUCUUGACACCUGACGUGGAUCUAGAGGAGGAUCUUGACAAGCUCGCAGCCUGUGCGAGGAAGCUUCACCACCUCGACAUGCUUGACCCUCGAUCUCCAGAACAAGUUGCGGACAAAGUGUCAAACCUCUUCACAAAGGCACGUCUGACAAAUGACGAUCUAUCUUCAAUAAAGCAGCUUCAGCGCAUGAUCCAAGAGGUCUUGCCCAACGGCUCAAAAGUGUCGUCCACAGAUUGCUUGACCUCUUUCGCAUGGAACCGACUAUUUGGCGCCAAAUAUGCUCCCGGAUUAUCAGGCCGUGAUCCUCUACCCGAAACUAGCAAGAUUGUCUUUGCUGGGAGCAUUCGUCGCCGGUUGACGCCUCCUCUACCCAACAACUACAUGCCUGCCUGCGUGGAUUUGUUCCCAGUGUCUGUGAGCACCAGAGACUUCAUCUCACCUGACCCCAAAACUCUGGCUCAUGCAGCAAUGGCAAUUCGCCACAGCAAUAAUGCUUGGAGCGAGGAAACCUUUCGAGAGAUGCUCGAGAUAGCCCAUUCACAUCCUGUCAACCCGGGCCUGAUACCUAAAGGACCCAUCGAUGCACUUGUGACGGACCAUACACGAGCAAGUGCAGCUAUGCUGUCAAGUUGGGGCCCCGAGCUUGGUUCUUGUGAGGCCUUUAGAGAGCCGUAUCUUGGUAGAAUCCCUCCUCAUGGGGAGAUCACUCUCUUACCCCGAUGGAAUAAUGGCAAUGUGGAUGUAAUGUUUGCUGGAGAGGCUAUUGUGAUGGAGCGGUUGAGAAGAGAUCGGCUUAUGAGUCAGAUGGCCACUUGUCAGUUUGUCAUGGGUGAUCCUAGGUUUCAGGCGACUCGUGGGAAAUAUGUCUCAAAGCUAUAG